CGUUUCAAAGAUCAAACAGGAAAUCCAGGGUACUGCUGUAAACCUGCGAGAGUUUUCGUUAUAGAGCGCCAGUGCGGUUGGCUGUGAGGCAGUUUGCGGGAAGAUUUCAUGAAGCAGUCCUUUUACGAGAACUACGGUCUCUGCUUGCAUACACAUAGACCGCACGUCGCUUCGAUUUCGAAGGCAGGGGCUUCACCAUGCGGCAAGCUAUGAGGCUCCCGAUAUAUGUUGCGACGCUUCUCACUGUCGUUUCUGCCAUUGACAUCCCCGUGUUUACCAACUUCGUGACGACUGAGGUCGCCACAAUUUCGCACAGCUCAACAGUAAAGUUGAUCGGUUACCUGUGCGGCCAAGCCCGGGGGAACCAUGUGAACGUCUCAUUGGAGCUACCCCACAACCCUGACUGGAAUCCAUCAUUGGGGGUUCUGUAUUACUAUGUCGUGGAUUCACCCAGUAAGGGUGAGGCGGACGCCCUCUGCACCAACCUUCACCAGGGUGUGCCAGGGCCCUCCUGCAAUGUGAAAUCGUGGCCGUCUGUGGGUGAUUUGUACAUCACUGUUCACAGUGGACUUGCAGAUGCGGUGGCAUUCAGUGUUAUUGGCACGAGUUACACAAAACGUGAGGUGAAUCCAGGCGUUGGUGGAGAGCGAACCAGGAAGGUGUUUUCGCCACUGAAGCCGCCCACAGCUAAUCGUGUGCCGAGAUUGCCUCCUGGACAAGAGACCAAAGAAGGCCAGGUCAUUUACCUGGCAGAGUUCGUCACACUGAUGGGCCCGCAAGCCAUACCCCGGCUUCAGAAGGCCCAUCUCAACUUCACCUUUUGUCCGACCCCACGGAUGGGUCGCGGUACGUCAUCGAGGCCAGGGUCAUUAGUAUGGACAUGAAAAGUACUUGGAGCCAGUGCAUCUGUGACAAAUACCCGUUUGAGUUGAGUCAUCCUGAGAACAUCAUCGGUUGUAACAACACACCGCUACCCAUCAACACCGUGGUUACCGCAUGGGGGCAAUGGAAGCAGUUGUACGCCCUCGUUGUCUGCUUCGAUGGGCCUUAUGAUCCCAAGUCUCAUUCCUACGUUGGCCAAUUCGAAUUUACCGCGGUGGCAAUCAAAGUGUAAAGGUUUCUGAAGCUACAGCGAAUAGCAACGUCAGGCCCACAAAUCCUGCUGGAGUAACGAGACAGAGCAAUGUGUUAAAACCCUUCUCGAAUGAAAGUCGCUCUCUCGGCGAAUAAGUCAGUAGAACACUUAUGAGGCGAAUAAUUCAGUAGAACCAUUUCAAGCAGCAUAACUCGAGUGAAAAUGAUUGUGUGCAUGUAGUAACGAGUAAAAUUGCGCAACUCAAGAACAGCAAUUGGUGGCUUGAUUACUGUACUUCAGUCCUCGUCCAUUUAUCCGACCAUUAAUCCUUGUAACGGAUUUUGGCUUUUUUGCUCUCGCCACUGAGCAGAGAGCAAAUAUUAGCUAGAGCAACUCACUUGGAGCAACUCUGUUUUCGUAUCGAAUCAAGUUUCAUUUCACCUGCCGACUGUGAUGGUGUCACCUAACAGUUUCUGCAUUUUCUGUGUGCAUGUGCCUUCACAUUACCCAUUGUUGACAUCAAAGGAUGUUCUUGUAGGACCCAUCUCACAGCCGUAGAGAGAUGGGUUGGAUUAUGGGCUGCCUCAUGCCGACUCAUAUUAACACAAGCUUACAUGUUUGGCUAGUGUAUAUGUGCAGUUUCAAACCAAUUCGAUGUGGGAAUCUUGUUGUCAUGACCGGCAAAAGUUAUAGCAGUUUGGCUGACCCGUCUCAAUAAAGAAAAAAAAGAAAGGUUUUCACGAAAUCAGUUUCCCGAUUGUCAUCCUGGCAAUACUGGUGAAAACCUCCCAAAGGUUGAGCACAUAGUGACAAUAUCGUAAUGUCGGCAGAUUUCACCUUGGCUCGUUUAGGGUUAAAACACAUCAUUACGGUAAAUAUGGGUACACGGUUAGCCUCUCAACAGCCUAAGCCCAGCUUCAAUGAGCUACAAUAGGCACAGACGAAAACUGCCCACGAAAUUGGGGUUACCAGCCUAAACAAUACGGUGUUGUGGCCUCCACUGUCUGCGACUGGUUCCCUGCUUGAAAUGGUGUUGGUAUCACACGGUAUGCCCUGCCUGGGGGUGCACCCUUAUAAAUACAUUCCAACAGACACCAGUGAUAAAUUCCAACACUUUAAAAUUAUGUUAGAAAUACUUACAACUGUCACAGCUGUCCAGGCUGGACAGAAAGAUGAUGUUCGAUAUGUCCACUUAAUUUUCCUUCCAAGUUUUAGUAGGCUGGAUAAUGCAUUUUUGAGAAUUCUUCAGCCAAAGCAGACUACCCCAAAACUAAGUGAGAUUUCCCCUGCUCAGAAAAGUGGCCAUUUUGAAACUUCAUCCCUCUCGAAAACGGCUAAAUAGUGCUACUUUCGCAGCUAAUUACAUCCACAUUAUUCCGAAAUAGAAGUCCUAAGUCUAGGCUAGAGGCUUGGUGCCAUGUUUUUUUCAACUCCCCUAUUCUAUGGCUCUGAGAACCCUCUAAUACAGAAUACUUUGGGUGUGUGAUUUUUAUUAGUGAGCUAGGUGGACAUAUCUCUGGCCUACUUGCAGGCUGCACACUUAUUGGCUCAUACACUUGCAUUAUGUACGUCUGGAUAUGCGCAUGACAUUUUGCUCAGCGGACAUACCACCGCAUACAGUGCUGAACACUAUGUCUCUGCUUCUUCAUUGUAAACCAAAGUUCGUCAUUUUGUGCUCAAAAUGACAAACAGGUAGGUCGGAUCUCAGUAAUUUGUAAAAUCAGAACAGGACUGGUAUUUAGUCGACAGUGACUGACCUUGAUCAAAUUUGACUAAUAUGUGAAUUUUCUUCUACAAAUAAAUGCUAGUCAUUGGACUGUCUGAUUAAUUUGAAUUAGUCAUUGACCUUUUAUGUCAGACAUACAGCUGGACUAACUUUUAUCAGUCAAAAUGACUUAUAUUUGUUUACAGUGUUCGCAAACUCCCCCCUGUCUGCAACUCUUCAUGUCCGGCCUAUUCUUUCACCGCUGCUGCUAUAAUAAUAAAAAAGCAACAUGUUUACAAAAAUGGCUCCUAUAAUAAAGUUGAAUGAAAUGAAAUGAAA
Molecule: messenger RNA, 3119 nt
Organism: Acanthaster planci (crown-of-thorns starfish)
Lineage: Eukaryota; Metazoa; Echinodermata; Asteroidea; Valvatida; Acanthasteridae
Source: RefSeq, a predicted model, not a curated record